Messenger RNA from Arabis nemorensis, 1470 nucleotides. NCBI's taxonomy places the organism in Eukaryota, Viridiplantae, Streptophyta, Magnoliopsida, Brassicales, Brassicaceae. The record is from the annotation of a GenBank genome assembly.
AUGUCUACUUCUGAUUCAACUUCCUCUCUUCCCGUUACUCUUGAUUCCAUCAAUCCCAAGGUUCUGAAAUGUGAGUAUGCGGUUCGUGGAGAAAUUGUCAACAUUGCUCAGAAGUUACAAGAAGACUUGAAGUCUAAUAAGGAUGCUUAUCCCUUCGACGAGAUAAUCUAUUGCAAUAUUGGGAAUCCUCAAUCUCUUGGUCAGCUACCUAUAAAGUUCUUCCGAGAGGUUCUUGCGUUGUGUGAUCACACAAGCCUUUUGGACGAGUCUGAAACACAUGGUUUGUUCAGUACUGAUUCUAUUGACCGAGCAUGGAAGAUUUUGGACCAAAUUCCCGGAAGAGCAACUGGUGCUUACAGUCACAGCCAGGGUAUCAAAGGAUUACGUGAUACAAUUGCAGCUGGAAUCGAAGCCCGUGAUGGUUUCCCUGCUGAUCCAAAUGAUAUUUUCUUGACCGAUGGUGCAAGUCCAGCGGUUCACAUGAUGAUGCAACUUCUCUUAAGCUCAGAGAAAGAUGGUAUUCUCUGCCCUAUUCCUCAGUAUCCGUUGUACUCUGCUUCAAUUGCCCUCCAUGGUGGAUCUCUGGUUCCGUACUAUCUUGAUGAAGCAACAGGAUGGGGACUGGAAAUAUCUGACCUUAAGAAGCAACUGGAGGAAGCUAGGUCUAAGGGAAUUACUGUAAGAGCCUUGGUUGUCAUAAACCCCGGUAACCCAACUGGGCAGGUUCUUGCGGAAGAAAACCAGCGUGACAUUGUUAAAUUCUGCAAGGAAGAGGGUUUAGUUCUUUUAGCUGACGAGGUCUACCAAGAAAAUGUUUACGUCCCUGACAAAAAGUUCCAUUCUUUCAAAAAAGUAGCUCGGGCUUUGGAAUAUGGCGAAAAGGAUAUUGCUUUAGUCUCGUUCCAAUCAGUCUCCAAAGGUUACUACGGAGAAUGUGGAAAGAGAGGAGGUUACAUGGAAGUCACUGGAUUCUCUCCCGAUGUGAGAGAACAGAUAUAUAAAGUGGCUUCUGUGAAUCUUUGUUCUAACAUCUCUGGUCAAAUCCUUGCUAGCCUUGUCAUGAGCCCACCCAAGCCUGGCGAUGACUCAUAUGACUCAUACAUGGCAGAAAGAGAUGGAAUUCUCUCGUCAAUGGCAAAACGUGCAAAGACUCUUGAAGACGCUCUAAACAGCUUAGAAGGCGUUACAUGUAACAGAGCCGAAGGAGCGAUGUAUCUCUUCCCGAGAAUUAACCUUCCUCAAAAAGCGAUUGAAGCUGCAGAGGCCGCAAAGACAGCACCAGAUGCAUUCUACUGCAAACGCCUUCUCAACGCCACUGGAGUAGUUGUAGUCCCUGGUUCUGGCUUUGGACAGGUUCCUGGAACAUGGCACUUCAGGUGCACAAUACUUCCGCAAGAAGACAGGAUUCCGGCGAUAGUGAAUCGUCUCACAGAGUUCCACAAGAGCUUUAUGGACGAGUUCCGCGACUAA